AUGGCGGAUGGACCACUGGAGAGGCCAUUGGCAGGGGCAGUGAUCUGCUGCACUUCCGUCGCGCCUGAGCUACGGACCCGAUAUGCUGAAUACGUAACUCAAAUGGGAGCAGAGCACAAACUCGAUCUCACUUCCGAUGUCACCCAUCUCCUCGUAGGUGACGCCGACACUCCGAAGUACAAGUAUGUCGCCAAAGAGCGCGAAGAUGUCAAGGUUCUCAAGCCAGAGUGGGUCGAUGCCGUUCGAGAACGGUGGAUGGAGGCAAAGCACAUCGACCUAAACGCCUUACAUGCGCAGUAUCGCAUGCCGACUUUAGCAGGGCUAAAGAUUUGCAUCACUGGUUUUGAUGAUUUGAGCUUUAGGGCCCAGUUACAAAAGAACGUCCUGGAAAAUGGCGGCGAAUAUACUGGAGAUCUAACCAAAGAUGUCACGCAUCUUAUCGCGCGUUCUGCGGAGGGAAAGAAAUAUCAGUAUGGUACUCAGUGGCAGAAGAAAAUUGUCAGCCUCAAAUGGUACAAGGAUACUCUUGAACGUGGCAUGCAAUUGGACGAGGCUUUCUAUCACCCGUCAACUCCGCAGGAAGAGCAGGGUAUUGGUGCGUGGAAUCGAAAUGCACAAGCCUCAGUGCAACUCGGAAAGAGAAACCGUGACGAAGCUCAAGGACCCGAACCUGCACGGAAGCUGCGUCGUACUGCAAGUGCCAGGUUGAAUAGUCAGACUGACAACAUGUGGUCCGAUCUCACCAAAACCCACCAUGAUGCACAGCACAAUGGCCGCGCAAUGAGUGACCUGAAAAGCUCCAAGUCUGUACCGGAUCUGCGCCAGGACGGAAACCACACUGACCCUCAGCGCGACCGUACUCAAACACAGCAAGUCUUCACUGGAAAGUACUUUUUUGCUCACUUGUUCAACUAUGAGCAAGAAACCAUUAUCAAGAACGUCCUCCUCAGCCACGGUGGUACCAUUUUGGCCUCGAUUGGCAUUCUACGAAACAUUGAAGAUGUUCCCGCCACUUCAAAGAUCCUUUUAGUCCCGUACCAAACACCGGUCGAGCAGCUCCCUAAGACUGAAGGAGAUGUUCCGGAGUUUCUGGUGUCCUCAGAACUGUGGGUGGAGUACUGUAUGUGUAUCAAAUCCUUCGUGUCACCGCCGAACUAUCCUAUGGGCACAUUGGUUCCCAAAAUCAAACCACCGGGGUUUUCGAAACUCGUUAUCACAUCGACCGGUUUUUCUGGCAUUGUACCGAAUCACAUUGCCAAGAUAGUUCGACAUUUGGGUGCUACGUACGAGCAAACGUUCACGCGGAAUACAUCAAUACUCAUAUGCAACAAGUCUAACCAUGAUCAAAGGAAGCUGAACACGGCAAGGUCAUGGGGGGUGGCAGCCCUCAACGAAAGCUGGCUCUGGGCUUGCAUACGGGAUAAUCGCCGCGCAUCGUACGAGGCUCACGCUCUGUCUUUGCCCACAGCGGCACGAGUAACUGGAAUUCCCGGAGUGCUUUCAUCAAAGCCAAGGCAAGAUGAGAACAAAGGUUUAAUAUCGGCAGACAGAAAAGCGUCAUCGGGAGGUCAGCCCAGCAAGGCCGCGUCAGUCGUGUCUGGGGCCGAUGUCGUAUCGAGACGGGCAGCAGAACACCUUACGCUCGAUCGACCAGGUACCGAUUUUGUUGUUCACGCAGACACUGAAGUGAUUGACGAGAAAUGCACGUCCAGAGGAGCACAGAAACAGCCACCACUAAUAGUGGAGGGAGAAGCUGAUGGGCCACGACCACUGCAGUCUCUACCCAAUAAUUGCUCACCCAAGCGUCCCGUUGAAGAAGAAGUAGUGAAGCCGAAGAAACGGUUGUUUCAGCCAUUCGAUGGGCCUGCAAGCAAUACCGAAAACGGAAAGGAGUGUCAGUCCAAGAUUGCGCAGCAUGAUCAGAACGCAAUAGCGACUCGCGGUGUUGCCGACGCUCAUGCACUGAAUGGGGAGAUACGCGAGCUUCUCGAUCUGAAAUCGAGAUCCAAGGAGAAGGCGGCACCGGACGGCGGCCACGGAAAAAAGCUCAUGGGUCGGGCACCCAGUAACCUGUCUAAUGCCUCAUCUACUUCUCAGGUGCGGCAGUCAAGAGCCAGCUCCGUCGAAAGCAUGAACACGGAUGGGUUUGGCAGCGAGAUCAUCGCGUCGGCACCUGUGAGCAGCAGGCUGGACGACAAGACUGAAACAGGUAGCUUGAGCUUCAUUGGGCGAGCGAAGUCAAAGUUACAGGAAAGCCGUUUCUCACCCGCUGCUGAUGUUGCGUUCGCAGCGUUGGACCCUAGCGAAGAGCAGUGGGCCGAGGAGGGUCAAGACCAGACGCCCGCACUUACACAACUGGUAUACGAAGAUCCGGAGGAAGCCAUCCGACUGCGCGAGAAGCUGGCGGCAAACCGACGACUCAGAUCGCAGCUAGGUCAGAAGGAAUGCGACCCGAAGCCGGCUGUGCGGCGACCUGCGGGGCCCAAGCGUAUUAAAGAUGAUGAGCUGUUGGCGAGCACUGGAUGGGGAGCCGGAAGGCGAACGAGGCAAAAGGAUAGAAGUCCGCAGGGAUUGAUGAACUUCUGA
Messenger RNA from Cyphellophora europaea CBS 101466, 2586 nucleotides. RefSeq lists its product as uncharacterized. NCBI's taxonomy places the organism in Eukaryota, Fungi, Ascomycota, Eurotiomycetes, Chaetothyriales, Cyphellophoraceae. The record is from RefSeq and is a predicted model, not a curated record. Gene Ontology annotation, biological process: DNA replication initiation; mitotic DNA replication checkpoint signaling; mitotic G2 DNA damage checkpoint signaling. The transcript has 2 exons. The coding region runs from base 1 to 2586 and encodes 861 amino acids.